Messenger RNA from Sordaria macrospora k-hell, 372 nucleotides. The record is from the annotation of a RefSeq genome assembly. NCBI's taxonomy places the organism in Eukaryota, Fungi, Ascomycota, Sordariomycetes, Sordariales, Sordariaceae.
AUGUCUACGCCUUCGCCCUCUGGGGCCCCUCAACCCACCGCCGCCGGCUAUAAUACCGCCCGGACUGCGGACGAGGAAGCCCGUCGCACCCACGCCACCACCGCCACCACCACUGGACCCAUCUCGUCCUACGUAGAGACUCUCAUCUCCAAAACUCUCGCAAAGGCUGACGUCUAUCGCUCUUUCGCCUCCGCCCUCGACUCUGAGUUAGCCCGCCUCUCCGUCGUCUCUCUAGCCCACGCACACGAAGCCGAACAGCUCGCACGAGCUAUCACGGUCACCCUGCAGAAAAGUUCUGCCUCACCUCCCUCGCCUACCCCGGAUCCUACUGCCCCAGCAAGCAAGAAGGCCCCCACUUCCCCCUACCAGAAA